This is a messenger RNA of Bradysia coprophila, 821 nucleotides long. RefSeq lists its product as uncharacterized. The record is from RefSeq and is a predicted model, not a curated record. NCBI's taxonomy places the organism in Eukaryota, Metazoa, Arthropoda, Insecta, Diptera, Sciaridae.
UUUUCCGCGCGAUUAGUAACACUCUGAUUGUAAUGAAGUGCGGGUGAAAAAAGUUUUGCGAUAAAAACACAGUGGUUUAGUUCGUGAUAGGAUUUGCGUGAACUGAAUGCCAGAAUAUAAAAAGUUCUGGUGGUGGAAAAUUUAAAUGUGUUGAACGAUAUACGAAGAAGGUAAAUAUGGCUGAAACAGAUGUAACGGAGGACACUUAUAUUGCCUCAAAGGACUUACCAAUCACAUUUAAGGUCAAAUACUUAGGAAGCGAACAUGCCAAAGGACUAUGGGGAAUUAAGCAUACACGACGACCGGUCGAUCAUUUAGUCACAAUAGCGAAAAAUCUACCGCCAAACAAAAUUCUACCUCUCUGCAAUUUAACCGUUGCAUUAGACGGUGUAAUAAUCGAGACCGCCCACAAAAGUGGUAACAAAAGUUGGAAAUAUGCAAUCGACACAAUAUCGUACGGUGUUCAGGAUCUGGUAUACACACGAGUAUUUGCCAUGAUCAUCGUCAAGGAAAAUUACAAUUUAAGGGACGAAAAUCCGUUCGAAGUUCAUGCAUUUGUUUGUGAUAGCAGAGCUCUGGCUCGUAAAUUGACAUACGCAUUGGCGGCAUCGUUUCAAGAGUAUUCCAAAAGGGUGAAAGAGGAAGAACAAUUGGCAAAGGACAGUGGACAGCCGAUUGAACGUAAGAAAUUUGCGAUAGAUUUACGAUCUCCUGAAGAAAUCAAACAGGAAUUAGAUGAACAGGAGACGGAAGCUUAAUUGUGUUCGUCUUUCGUCAGUGUUUUUGGUGUUCUAAAUAUAUUGAGUGUUUUGAAUAAAGUU